AUGAGCGACGGUGAGAACGCAGCGAGCUCUUUGGAAGCUAAGAAUGUCAACUUAGUUACAGAAAAAGUCGUUUCUCGGGAUAGUAGUGACGAGGACGGCAUCAUCAUUUACAAACCCACAGAUGUGGAUCAAUUAGCCGAACCUUUGAAAUUUGACACUUCCUUGACUUUCAAGUUCAAAAGCUUCUUCAAGGGUAGGACUCAUGAUGACGACAAGAUCGCCACCAGGCUAUCACUCUUCGAGAAUCCUGAUUUUGAAAUUGCUAAGAAGUACUAUCCUAAGAAGAAGUAUGAGAACUACCACGCUUUCGACCCUUACCUGAGAUGGACUUUCAAGGAGGACAGACAGUUGACCAGGAAGAUCGAUUUUAGGAUCUUUACAAUGGUCUGUGUCCUAUUUUUUGCCUUGAAUCUUGACAGAGGAAACCUGAGUUCUGCAGUUGCCGGAGGACUAUUGGAUGAUAUUGGUCUCAGCACUGAUGAUUAUAACAACGGAAACACACUGCGGUCUGUUGGAUUCAUUAUCUCUGAAAUUCCUUCCCAAAUGCUUGGUAAGAAGUUUGGCCCUGAUUGGUGGAUUCCAAUCCAGGUGUCAAUCUGGAGUCUUAUUGCUCUUUUCCAAUUCUUCAUGAAUAACACCAAGUCGUACUUGGCACUGCGCUUUUUAUUAGGAGUUGCCCAAGGAGGUUUCAUUGCAGAUGCUGUUCAGUACCUGUCAUACUUCUAUACCAGAGAGGAAAUCAGUUUCCGUUUGUCGCUAUUCUGGCUCACUGAUUCCUGCUCGGGAAUUAUCAGCAAUCUGUUGGCUAUUGCCUUUUUGAAGGUUAACCUUCACGGAAAAGAAGGAUGGCGUUGGUUGUUUUUGUUUGAUGGUUUGAUCACAUUGGCUAUUGGAAUUACCUCGUUUUUCUUCAUGGUCCCUGGCCCUACUCAAACUAAGACUAGAUGGAACAAAAAAGGAGUCUUCACCGAAAGGGAAGAGAAGAUUAUCACUAAUAGGCUUCUUCGUGAUGACCCCUCGAAGUCGGAUAUGCACAACAGAGAAGGUAUCAGUUUCAAACAAUUCUUGAAAACUCUGUCUGAUUUUGAUCUUUGGCCAGUGCUCAUCAUGUCCUUUGUUUUUGAGAUUCCUCAAAAUCCAAUCAAAGCUUACCUGAACAUCAACUUGAAAAAACUGAAAUUCUCAAGGAAUACUAUCAUUUACUUGAACAUCCCUAUAGAGGUCAUGACCAGUAUCACCAUUGUGCUGAUUACGUUGUUGUCUGAGCUUUUCAAUGAAAGAUCCCUUGUUUCUUCUUUACAACAAGUUUGGAUUUUGAUUGUUGUUGCUGUUGAGUAUGCUAGAGUGAAUACAUUGAGUCCAUGGGCUCAAUAUGCCAUCAUGUUUUUCGCUAUUGGAAAUCCGUCGGCUCAAGCUAUCAUUGUGUCCUGGUGUUCCAGAUUGUCCUACUCUGUGAGAGCAAGAGCUAUCUCCUCGCCCAUGUCUAAUAUUGGUAUUCAGCUUGCUGGUAUUGCAGGAAGUUACAUAUACCGCAGUGACGAUGCGCCCCACUACCACCGUGGAAACCGUGUUAUCAUUGGUAUAUGUGUCAUGAAUAUCGCUCUUUAUGUUUUUACAAAGCUCUACUAUAUUUGGAGAAACAAGACCAAGACCCAGAAAUGGCAGGCUUUAUCAGAUGAACAGAAGGAAGAUUACUUGUCCAAACAUGAGAAUGAUGGUAACAAGAGACUGGAUUAUUUGUUCGAGCAUUGA
Kuraishia capsulata CBS 1993 is the source of this 1752-nucleotide messenger RNA. RefSeq lists its product as uncharacterized. The record is from RefSeq and is a predicted model, not a curated record. Lineage: Eukaryota; Fungi; Ascomycota; Pichiomycetes; Pichiales; Pichiaceae. The transcript has a single exon. The coding region runs from base 1 to 1752 and encodes 583 amino acids. Gene Ontology annotation, cellular component: membrane. Gene Ontology annotation, molecular function: transmembrane transporter activity. Gene Ontology annotation, biological process: transmembrane transport.